Molecule: messenger RNA, 768 nt
Organism: Rotaria socialis
Lineage: Eukaryota; Metazoa; Rotifera; Eurotatoria; Philodinida; Philodinidae
Source: the annotation of a GenBank genome assembly
AUGCCUGCCACACGUGAUGAUGACGUUUAUCAAGCUAAAUUAGCCGAACAAGCAGAACGUUAUGAAGAAAUGGUUGAAUCCAUGAAACGAGUAGCUAAAAUGGAUCAAGAAUUAACGGUUGAAGAACGUAAUUUACUUUCUGUUGCUUAUAAAAAUUUAAUAGGCGCACGACGAGCAUCAUGGAGAAUUAUUUCGAAUAUCGAAAGUAAAGAAGAAAGUAAAGCAGGAAAUAGUAAAACUGCAUUCACCAAAAAAUAUCGCUCUCAGGUUGAAAAAGAACUACGUGAUAUAUGUCAAGAUAUUCUUGAUUUACUCGAUAAACAUCUUUUACCAAAUGCUGCAUCAGGUGAAAGUAAAGUUUUUUAUUUGAAAAUGAAAGGUGAUUAUCAUCGAUACAAAGCUGAAUUUGCCACACAAGAAGAUCGUAAAGAAGCUGCUGAAAGUUCUCUUAUUGCCUAUACAAAAGCCAAUGACAUUGCUCAAAAUGAAUUGCCACCAACACAUCCAAUUCGACUCGGUUUAGCAUUGAAUUUCUCGGUAUUUUAUUAUGAAAUUCUCAAUACACCAGAACGUGCUUGCCGAUUAGCUAAACAAGCUUUCGAUGAUGCAAUUGCCGAAUUGGAUACACUCAAUGAAGAUACAUACAAAGACUCAACAUUGAUUAUGCAACUCUUACGUGACAAUCUCACAUUAUGGACAACCGAUAUGCCUGGUGAUAAUGACAAUGCCCAGAAUGAAGUACAAGAUGUCGAUGAUGAUCAAAAGUGA